Molecule: messenger RNA, 4017 nt
Organism: Saccharomyces paradoxus
Lineage: Eukaryota; Fungi; Ascomycota; Saccharomycetes; Saccharomycetales; Saccharomycetaceae
Gene: SEC3
Product: GTP-Rho binding exocyst subunit SEC3
Exons: 1
Coding region: 1-4017 (1338 amino acids)
Biological process (GO): exocytosis; Golgi to plasma membrane transport
Cellular component (GO): plasma membrane; exocyst
Molecular function (GO): phosphatidylinositol-4,5-bisphosphate binding
Source: RefSeq, a predicted model, not a curated record
AUGAGGUCCUCGAAGUCUCCUUUCAAAAGGAAGUCUCAUAGUCGUGAGACAUCACACGAUGAAAACACAUCGUUUUUCCACAAGAGAACAAUAUCAGGUAGCAGUGCACACCAUUCUAGAAAUGUCAGUCAGGGUGCAGUGCCCUCUACUGCACCACCCGUUUCUGGUGGAAAUUAUUCACAUAAGAGAAACGUGUCAAGAGCUUCCAAUUCCUCUCAAAGUUCGAAUUUCUUGGCCGAACAAUAUGAAAGGGAUAGAAAAUCUAUAAUUAAUUGCUGCUUUUCCAGACCUGACCACAAGACGGGCGAACCGCCAAAUAAUUAUAUUACACAUGUCCGGAUUAUCGAAGAUUCGAAAUUCCCAAGCUCAAAACCUCCUCCAGAUUCAAAAUUGGAAAACAAAAAGAAAAGACUCCUUAUUUUGAGUGCCAAACCCAAUAAUGCUAGGCUCAUACAAAUUCAUAAAGCAAGAGAAAAUUCGGACGGCUCUUUCCAGAUCGGUAGAACUUGGCAGUUGAGCGAACUAGUCAGAGUAGAGAAGGACCUGGAUAUAUCCGAAGGGUUCAUUCUUACUAUGGGUAAAAAGUAUUAUUGGGAAACAAAUUCUGCAAAGGAAAGAACCGUUUUUAUCAAAUCUCUAAUCACUCUAUACAUUCAAACAUUUGAAGGCCAUGUUCCUGAAUUGGUCAAUUGGGAUUUAUCCCUUUUUUAUCUUGAUGAGAGAAGUUAUCAGAGGGCCGUCAUCACAAAUCGCCCCGGUUCCAUAUCUCCAAUAAAAUCACCCACAAGUAAUUUCACGACAAAUACUGCCCAAUCUAUGGGUUCUCUCCCUUCUUCAGCACCUGUUGAUAGGGCCAGGAGAUCUGAAACAGAAAGCGAUAAUCCAGUGGCCACGCCCACAAGCGUCGCAUAUCAUCCCGGGAUGAAAUCUCUAAAUAAGGCCCCCUAUUCUUCCAACUCGACAUUGAAUGAAGUGAAUAGAAGGUACGAGCUAGAGCAGCAACAGCAACAGGAAGAGGCUGAACAGAGACGAUUAGAAGAACAAAGAAAGUUGCAGUUGAAAAAGGAAAACGAGAUGAAGAAAAUAGAAGAGGAAAGAAGGAUAAAGCAGGAAGAGCAGAGAAGGCAAAUGGAAUUGGAAUUGGAGCAUCAACGGCAAUUUGAAGAAGAAGAACGGAAAAGGCAAAUGGAAUUGGAGAAUAGAAGGGAAAUGGAAUUGAAACGUCAACGGCAAUUCGAAGAAGAGCAACGCUUGAACAAAGAGAGAGAACUUUUGGACCUACAAAGAAGACAAAGUGAGCAAGAAGCCGCUGAGAGAUUAAGAAAAGAAGAGCAAGAGGCGCUUGCUAAAAAAGAGCGGGAAGAAAGAAGUAAGAGAAACAAAUUAGACAAUGAAAGUUAUACUCAAGAAAUAAACGGUAAAGUUGAUAACCUUUUAGAAGACUUAAAUGCAGUUUUAGCAGAAGAAACAGAAACCACUCCUACUAUGCAAAACGGUACCUAUGUACCCGAGAGGAGUACUGCUAGAGCUCAUGACCAAUUGAAAAAACCGCUGAAUAUUGCUAAAGUCGAGUCACUCGGUGGAAGCGAAUUGAAUGACUCAAUCAGUUUAGAUGAGGAGAUAGCGGGUUUGAAUACAUCUAACUUAUCAGAAGAGUACCAGGAUGAGAAAAACGAUCUUUCGUUCGAGAAGGGUGAUGAGGUUAGGUACAGCAAUAAUUUUGAGGGUGAAGCUCCUCACGUGUACCACGAAGUAUCGAUUAUUCAAGAAGAAGCACCUGCAGUCUCACAGAAAUUAGCCCUUCCAGAAGAGAACAAUCAAAUGGAAGUAAUAGCUGACUCCAAAGAAGAGACCAGAACGAUGGAAAAUAUUGACGAUGAGGUUUUAUUAGAAAUAUUGACAGACAUCAAUUGGACCAUUGAAGACGAUGCAGAUAGCAUGAUUGAAAGGAUUGAUAUGAAAUUAGCCGAAACAGAAUAUUCAUUCAACCAAAAUUUAUUAUCCCUGCAAAAAAUUGGUCCCAAUCUUCAUCCUUAUGAAGACAAAGUCAAUGAGGAAUGCCACCGCAUAAUCCCGACCUUUUCUUUAUUCUUAAUGGAAAUGAGUAAUUUUUCUAAUGACAUUGAAAACGUAGAGAGCCAGGAUAACGGACUACAAGUUGAAAGUGCUAACAAGAAACUCUUGUGGAACACGCUUGAUGAACUUUUAAAAACCGUCUCUCUUGAUGAAAUUUCCUUAAAUCAGUUAUUAGAAUGCCCAAUAAGAGAGAAAAACUUGCCAUGGAUGGAAAAUCAAUUGAAUUUAUUAUUAAAAGCAUUUCAAGCAAUCGGCAGUGAUGAAAACGAAGUAGAAUACAAUUUAAGAGAAAUUUCUGGGUUAAAGCAGAGGCUACAAUUCUAUGAAAAAGUUACCAAGAUAUUUCUAGACAGAAUUGUGGAAGAAAUGCAGAAAAAAUUCUCCAAUAUACAUGGCCAAGAUAUCUCACACGAUCAAAUGAUUAGAAUUUUAACGACUUUACUGAUAUUCUCUCCGUUAAUACUGUUCUGUAAAGAAAUUUCACAAAAAUCGUAUCAGGCCAUUGUGGAAAAUUGGAACGUCAGUAUUCAGCCAAUAUAUAUGGAAUUAUGGACGAAGAAAAUAUCGCAGUUAGAGAACAUUAGCGCAAAUGAUGAAAAAAUGAGUGAAUUGAGUUUAAGCCAGUUAUUGCAGGCAUGGAACACAUUUAGAAAGGAGAGAAAAAUUAAUGAUUUCAACCCCAUUUUUAAGGAAAAAUUUUCUCUCCUUACUGAAUGCCUCCAAACCAUGAGACAGGAAUGUAUCGUUUAUCAAAAUUUCGUGGAAGUGUUCUUUCAUAUAUCUUCAAAGCAUAACUUCGAAAAAUAUGUUGAACAUUUUAAUGAUCCAGAAACUCCUCCAUUAUUAUUGGAUACUGUGAAAGUGAUGCAAUCUGACAGAGAAGCAGCCGUUAUCGAGACUCAACUGGUCUCAAGAAUAUUCCAACCUAUUGUCACUAGACUAUCCUCAUAUUUUAUCGAGUUAGUGAAAACUGAGCCGACAGUAGCCCCCGCCUUAACUUUUUACUUGGAAAAUGAAAUCAAAAGCUUAGAAUCAUCUAACCACGAAUUUUUAUUAUCUGCGGUGACCAGAGUGUACACACAAAUAAAACAAGUGUGGUCAGAUGACGUAGAAGAGCAAGUUUUGUACUUCGAAAGGAUUUCUAACGCAACCACUAAUGGAGAAAUUCUCCCAGGUGUACUUGAUUUACCAGUGGACUUGAAAAAUUCAGAAGAUUUGUUCAGAUUUGCUAAGAGCACUAUGGAUAUUAAGGAUACCAAUAAAAGCUACGAGUCCAUUGAGUUGAUGAGUUCUAGCUUCAGAAAGCUAAGCAUGGCUGCCACACAAUCAAUAGCUCACAAAGAAGGUAAUUCAAACAUCAACCCAAGUAUGUCAGAUACCGCUGCUUUAAAUAAUGACUAUAUGGAAACAAUUUCUCUCUUGGUGAACAGUAACUGGUUAACAGAAAUGCUCUCCAUGUUAAACUUCAAUAAGGAUGGUAUAUUCGAUAUACCAUUGCAAAACGUAAAGAGAGUUUUUGAUGUUGAGAAAGAAUCUUACGCUUCAUUUUUGCUGCGCGAUACUAUGCCUAAAUUAACAGCUUUUGUUUAUGGCGUGAGCAAUAUCAUUGAGAAUACCAACAAUGUGAACAUGACCAAUCCCUCAAGAUGGGCCGCAUAUAGCAGGCAGAAUCUAGAGAACAUUCUUUUAGCAUACACUUCCCAUGAAAUUGAAACCCUAGUGAAAAGGCUGCACACUCACAUGGUAAAUGAUUUUGGUUAUCACCAAGAAAACGCCAUAAACAACGUUUUAUGUGACAAGUUGUGGUCGUGCAUUCAAGGUCAAACCGUCUCAUUAUACUUGAAAUUAUACACCGUCAUUGAUAAGCACUAUAGGGGAACAAAUAUCCACUUCACGAAGAACGAUAUCAUUAGUGCGUUCGAGGAAUACAAGAAUGCCUAA